AGUAACGUUUCAAUCGUCGCUUAGAUCACCAGAAGCCAACAUGAAGUUCGCCGUUGUCGUAGUCUUGUUCGCCCUGGCCUAUGGAGUCAACAGCUCUGUGGUGCCGCUGCUGACCAGCAUCCAUGGCGGCCAUGUGCUGGUGGGUGCCGGACCCGCCGUUGCCGGUUCUGUGGCCAUCCAGGCCUCUGCUGUGCCCGCUGCCGUGCCCCUGGUCCUGUCCCCAGCUGGACCCGUGCUCAUCCAGUCGGCCCCAGCCCAUGCCACCAUUGUGGCUGCCCAUCCGCCCGCUGUGGUCGCAGUGGCUGCUCCCCCUGCCAGCUAUGUGGCCAAGACCCGUGGCGCCGUCCACGUGGCACCCCUGCCCGGACACUCGCAGUCGGCGGCCUCCGUCAACCUGGAGCCCGCACCAGGCACCUGGUAAUCAUCCACUGAAACGGAACCCCCUGGAUAAACGAUCCCCCUUUGACCUUGCCAGCGAUUGUCUCUGUCGCGCCGUCUCUCUGUCUCUAUCUUCAAGUCAUGUUUGGUUUUAGUUUCCCAAAGGUUUUUCCACUUGCCAUCUGCCGCGGACCUCACGCACUCCUCACAAAACUUUCUUCAGCAAAUCUAAGUCAAUCUCUGAGUCCUUCCUA
Molecule: messenger RNA, 632 nt
Organism: Drosophila persimilis
Lineage: Eukaryota; Metazoa; Arthropoda; Insecta; Diptera; Drosophilidae
Product: adult cuticle protein 1
Exons: 2
Coding region: 41-421 (126 amino acids)
Source: RefSeq, a predicted model, not a curated record